AAUGCAACAAAGUGGAUAACAACUGUGAAGCGAGUUUACGUUUAUACCCUUGGCGUAGAAAGCGGCCAUACGCCCUUGCGUUGCGUAUAUACAACGCUUAUCCCUAAUCUCGCAUCCAUCUCUCCCUCUCUCUCUCUUCAAUUUCCUAAUUCGAUCUCCUCACCUCUUCGAUCCAUUCAGUUUGCACUUUUCUGAAGGAAUAGAGAACAUUGCUUGCUUGCUUGUUUGUUUGUUGCUACAAACCCUAGUACUCAAAUUUCAUGUCUGAGAUCGACCUUCAGAUUCCAAGCGCCUUUGAUCCAUUCGCUGAGGCAAAUGCAGAGGACUCAAGUGCAGGGUCCAAAGAAUACGUUCAUAUACGUAUACAACAACGAAAUGGUAGGAAAAGCCUGACAACUGUUCAAGGGUUGAAGAAAGAAUUCAGCUACAAUAAGAUACUUAAGGACCUCAAAAAAGAAUUUUGCUGCAAUGGUACUGUUGUUCAAGAUCCAGAACUUGGUCAAGUCAUCCAACUUCAAGGUGAUCAGAGGAAAAACGUGUCCACCUUUCUUGUUCAGGCUGGAAUCGUGAAGAAAGAGCGCAUCAAGAUUCAUGGUUUCUAAAUGCUGAUUGUCAAUUUGUCAUCUGAUAACGCUUUCAUUGGGACUUGUUUCGUCAAUUGUGUUUGCUUUAGUGCCUGUUUCUCCUUUUGAUAUUUAUGCUUGUUUUCCAACAUUACAAAGCUUGUAGAAUCUUUGAUGAUUGUAACCUCAUGGUGGUUAAUCAUAAUUUAUCAAUUCUGAUAUUCUCUU
Molecule: messenger RNA, 791 nt
Organism: Helianthus annuus (common sunflower)
Lineage: Eukaryota; Viridiplantae; Streptophyta; Magnoliopsida; Asterales; Asteraceae
Product: protein translation factor SUI1 homolog
Exons: 5
Coding region: 261-602 (113 amino acids)
Biological process (GO): translational initiation
Molecular function (GO): translation initiation factor activity; RNA binding
Source: RefSeq, a predicted model, not a curated record